CGUCAGGGCCAAACUGCAAUGCUGGAGAAGUGAGUUAGUUGUCACGAACAUGGACGCAAUUUGUACUGUUUUGUUUUUCAGAUUGUUAUUCAGACCAAAUAAAGGGAUUCUUAAGGGCUUGGAAGCAGUUCAUAUAAAUACGAAUGCGAAAAAAGGCACGUUUAAGACAGGGGUGUCAAACUCAAUCGCUUGGCGGGCCAAAACUCAAAUCACAUGUCAGUAAGUUUGCGGGCAGAACAGGAUAAGCAUUCAAUAAGCGGAAAAAAUAUAUUUAAAAAAAAACAAACACAUUUAUAUCAAUGAAAAUAGAACCAAAAAUAUUUAAAAAUCAUUGGCAUACCUAUUUUCGUUCUUAUGCCAAUUUGUUAGAGUUGGAUGUUUGGCAGCUUUUCUUGGCAACAAAAACAAGUAAGUUGUUUAUGUUGGGAGUAACUUUAUGUGUCAUUGAGAUUCUCACGAUGGACUGCAAGUGUUCACUAGUGAGACGGCUUCUGUGUGAUGUCUUGUUAAUCUUCAUCACAGAAAAAUCUGCUCACACAUAUAUGUGCUACCCAACAUGCUCAAGGGUUCGAGCCGCAUGGAGACGGAGCUGGGGCAUCUCUUCAGGAAUGAAACGAGUGACCUGUGCGGGCACAACUGUGUCGUAAUUUGCCCUUAGUAUCCCAUUACACUGCAGGUCUAUUAGCUCCAUCUGCAAAUUUACAAGUGUAGUUUCCACGUCUAUGACAAAUGGGUUACGAAACAGCUUGAAAUUACUUUUCUGUGUUUCAAAGUCACUGAAGCGCCGUGCGAACUCAAGGCGAAAUAAGCUAAGUUUUUUUUUUUACCAAAGUGCGCAUUUGAAACCCCAAAGCGUUCACUUGGAUAUAAUUGUUCGCCGGUCAAGACCUCGCCGGCCUGAUAUAAUUGUACGCCGGUCAAGACCUCGCCGGCCUGAUAUAAUUGUACGCCGGUCAAGACCUCGCCGGCCUGAUAUAAUUGUACGCCGGUCAAGACCUCGCCGGCCUGAUAUAAUUGUACGCCGGUCAAGACAUCGAGGGCCUGAUAUAAUUGUUGGGGGGGGGGCGGAUGUUGCCCGCGGGCCUUGAGCUUGACACAUGUGCUGUGCUUUAAGAGUUAAAAGAAAUAAUUCAGAAAUGUAUACAUUGUUUAAAAAAUAUACAAAUGUUUACAUAAUUUUUAUAAUUUGUAAGCUUAAUAAUUUCUGCAGCUGCUCUUUUUCACAUUGAAUAUAUAUAUACAUAUACAUAUAUAUAUAUAUAUAUAUAUAUAUAUAUAUAUAUAUUUACCUUUAAUUAUCCAGGUGUGUGCCAUCACGUACUCAACAUACGACUACAGCAUGAGGUGUCAAAAACAGCAGGUAGACGAUUUUAUUUCAAUAGUUUAGCGUGGAAACGACUCUAAACUUCUAGUAAUUGAGUAGAUACAUUUACAGGAGAGUCAAGUGUCAUUCGUAUUGGGUGUCCGAAGUCGAUGUUUAGAACGGUAACGUAGCAAAGUAGGAUAGACUAUUUAGAGCAGGCUUGCACAACAUACUGCCCGCGGGCCGCAUGUGGCCCGCCAGCCCCCACUUUGUGGCCCGCGAGGCAACGAAAAACUUUUCUUUAUUCUUAUUAUUUCCUUAAUAGCUUUCCCCCUGACCUAUAAUCUUUUGGCCCGAACAAGUCCUGUGUUAUUUUCUUUUGGCCCGCACAAGUUUUUCAUGAUGUAUUUCUGCCUGCCAUACAUUAUGAGUUGUGCAGGCCUGAUUUAGAGAUCAAAGAACUUUUAGUCUGUAUUUAAGAGGGUACACAGCAGGUUCGUCGUGGACGUUUGAAAUGAUUACCGCGGUGAAUGCCUGUAUAAGCGAUGAAGUAUGUGUGGCGGGAAUGAUUUUUCGGGUUACAGAUAUAUAUAUAUCAGGGAUAUUUCAAAAUGAAAACUUUAAUAGAGAAUGACCAAGUAAGGAUCUCUGGCAUAAAAAAAUUGGAUGGAAGAGCGAUAGAAUAUGUAUAAAAGAGGUCUUAAAGAGGACAGAGGGAGUGAUGAAAGAUGGAAAAGGGCAGGAGGAGUGAUGGAAGACGACAGGAAGAAGGAUGGAAAAAUGGCAAGAAGAGGAAUGGAUAAUACGCUGGCAGACACGAUAAAGUGUAGUUGUAGCCGGUGUAUUUAAGCAAUGACUACGCCCAUGACAACUCCCUACCUGUUGUAACUGGUCGUAUACAGGACUGCGCCGCUGCGACGCUGGAGCAGUUCUCACUGUGUCCCCCUGGCGGUGUUGAGGUCGACAUUGGAGUUUGUGAGAUCUGCUGUAGUACGACUAGCUGUGUCCAGGGCAUGAUCAACACGGCGCUUCCACUGGACAACGUCCGUAAGUGAUGGUCUAUAAUUUACCUCUAAUUAAUACAUUUCUUUAAACAAAUAACUCUUAACAUCUUAGAUCACAGAAGUAUAAAACCGUUCGAUAAAAAGCUAUCAUUGUCCCAUACAUUUUCUGUUUGAAAUACGGGAUUAAUAUCUGGAUCUCAGGGGUAUUCUUGUUGGGGGGUCUGUCAACUCCUAACGUCUUCUUGGAUUGAUUACAUUCGCCAGUUCUUUCAUACGUUGAAGCGUCGUACUAUCCUCACUAUCAAUUAACAAACUCAACUCCUUUUCAUAAUAACUAUAACUUUAAUAUCUAAGUAAACAUAAUAAACAUCCUAUCACUCCAAGGUUCCACUCAAGACUGCCGCACGACUAAAACAUACGUCACAACACUGCAUAGACAAUACGUCACGAAUCAGCACAAAAAUACGUCAUAAAGACAAUGGCGGGAAGAGCGUUCACUAACUAUAAUAGUCAAGCGCGGGAAAAGCGUUCAACAACUAAUGAACAUAAUAUUGAGUCGCAACAAUUACUAAUGAACGCUCAUACUCGACAGGGUCCUUUUGUCGAUUGUCCUCUUGUCGAGGGUCCUAUUAUCGGGGUACCUCUUGUCGAGGGUUCUUUUCCCUGGACUCUCUCUCUCUCUCUCUUAGGUCUUAUUUAUUUGUCACCGUUGUAGAAGGAUUUAACAAUGGCAUCACCACACUCGUGUCAAAAGAGUCAGGCCAAUGAUUGCACACAGUAAAUACAGCUACACGUUGAUACUAUCUACAGUUAUUCUUUGAUAAGUACAAUGUUCAAAAAAACAAUACCGAGGCAAUACAUCAAUCAUUGCUCGCUAUAUUAACUCAACGCCUCAUUACAGACACUACUACUAAAACUCUGACUAACAUCACUCUAUCUAACAGCACUCUGACUACCAGUACUCUGACAACUCUGACUCUGACUAACCGCUCUCGAAAAGUACUCUUACUACCAGCACUCUCGCUACCAGCGUUCUGACUACCAGCGUUCUGGCUACCAGCAUUAUAGGGGAAUUCCUUGGCUACUUUACACAAUUUUAAACUCUCACAAAAAUUGUUUUAUGGUUGUCCCAUUUUAUCCAAAGCCAAUUUUAACACAACAGUACAAUUGAGGCGUUAAACUCAAGAACUAGAAAAAAAAACCACACACACAAAACACGGUGAAUCUAAUCCCUUGACCCCCCCCCCCCAAAAAAAACAUACCGAAAAAAAAAAUUCGUCGAGGCAUAGAAUGACUGUCACGCAAGUAAAACUUAAAUUUUAUACCAUUAAAAUCUUAACAGAAGAAAAAAAAACAUUUCGUUUAAAAAAAUGUCAUUGUAUGCAGGCCUUCUGCAACUAUAUUUUCUGUAAUAAUUUUUCAUCAGUUUUCAAAUAGGUUACAACCAACACCUACUUAAAAACAUUUUACCGUACUGUAUCGUUUGAUUCUUUUACGUCCCAGAUCCACGGCCAAUGUGAACGGGGAAAUAUCUUACAGCCUCUCUGUUUCAAUGAACAUCUUUAGCAGAUGUCUCAACAUUUCACUAAAAAAACGGUCAUAGGUGUUAAUAAUAACUUGUAGAUUACAAGGAACUCAGAUGAACAUGAGCUUUUUUUUAAAAAAAAUAAUGAUCAAAAUUGUGUCACCUUUCUACGCAUCAGGAGGGCGCAAAACGAUAACUAACAAGAAAAAACACAAUGACAAACAAGAAAAAACACAAUAAGAAACAAGAAGAAACUGACAAGAAAAAAACAAUAACUUAGAAGACAAAAACAAUAACUAAAAAAAAACAACAACCAAUAGUUCACAAGAAAAAAACAAUAGCCGACAAGAAAAAAAAGAUAACUUCAAUAAAAAGCAAAAUAAUAACUAAAAAAAAACUAUCAAGGAAAAACAACAAGAACGAACAAAAAAAAACAAUAACAAACAAGAAAAAAACAUCCAGUAAGUUAUAAUGAAGACAGAGACGAAUGUCUGAGUAUAAUUCACAUGUCGUCGGUGGCGCCCCAACGGUCCAAGGACUAAGGGAUAUGAUGAUGAUGAUGAACUAAUAAUGAACCACUAAAUAUGGGCGGGCAUGCGUGGCACUGACAUGAAUUUAGUGUUGAGAAGGUGGGACAUUUCUGUUGUCCGCCGCUUCCCGUCUUUGCAUCCGUUCAAUUUAGAUGUUCUUUGGCUAUCACCCUUUGUGUCCUUUUACAAUGGUAUGUUAACAUACGGUCAAGGAACACAUAACACAUAUAGUCAAAGAACACACAACGCACAGCCAUUAUCAGUAUCUAGGGCGCUACAGCCCAUGUAAGGCCCUGGCCUGCUCCACCAUACCCUUGCAUUCGGAUAGAUCCAUGGCUUUCCGCCUCCAUGCGCGAACCUCCAACUGGUGUAAGUCUUUCUCUACUUCGUCGAUCCAUCUUACUCUUGGACGGCCCCAUCGUCUCUGUCAAUAGAUCUUUUUUGCUGCUAUACAAUCGGGGAUCCCCUCAAAUUAUACUGCCCAGGGUAGUCUGCCCCUUUUAAUUGAUGUGACUAUGUUUGGGUUUUUGUACAAUAAGGCACAGAAUGUGCUCUACACCACGAAUACAACAAAAUCAGAACAUUUACUGCUCUCUUGAAAAAAAAAAGGAAUGUUUGUUUUUUUACAACUCAAAUACAUAAAGAGCAAAACAAGCCUCUCCUGUCCUCUAUACCACGAAUACAGCAAAAUCUGAACAUGCACUGCUCUUUUGGGUUAAGGGAUUGUGCUACAAAUGGGACAGAAUGAGUUGUCCUCAGCGACAAGUCUAUGUGCCAAGUUUCAGUUCAAUAGGAUGUCGGGACGUGGGUCAUUUAGCUUCCCAAAAAUUUUGUCACAAACGCACGAACACACGAACAGAAGAGAAGUUUGUCUAAAAGAUUUUUUUUUUAAGGAACUGGUAGAAAUGAGAUUUAAAACAAAAUUUAAAUAGUAAUUUCACCGAAUUAAAAAAACUCCUGUUAUUGAAACUGCCGAGCCUCAAUACAACUUUUCUCUUACUUAUGUACCUUUCGAAUUCCCAAUUUUUCCAGAUUCUUCUGUUUUCUGUCCCGGGACUUGCACAUCAAAUGACGCACUGAUGUGCCUUGUGACGGGAACUCAAUGUAAUGUGGACGAGGUGCGUCCCGUAAUUGUACAGAGAUUGUGUUCUUCAAGAUUAAAUCAUAAAUAAUCUAAACGUCAAGGCAAUGAAUUCUAUAUGAUAGAGAGAGUUUGUAUAAACAUUUUCUUUCAGACUUCCGUGUUCGUCUAUAACAGUGAUUCUGAGGCAGGGACUCUUUCAUUUACAAGAAAUAUAUAUGUAUAUAAAAUCUAUUUAUUAUAUUUUUUAUUUAUAUAAAUCCCAGGUCAUUGUGUGCGACGGAUGAAUAUAUAUCUAAAUAUAUAAAUACAUAAUAUAUAUAUAAAAAUUUUAUAUUUAAUAAAUAUAAAUUUAUAAAUAAAAAUAAAAAAAUAAAAUAUAUAUAUAUAUAUAUAUAUAUAUAUAUAUAUAUAUAUAUAUAUAUAUAUAUAUAUAUAUAUAUAUAUAUAUAUAUAUAUAUAUAUAAUAUAUAUAUAUAUAUAUAUAUAUAUAUAUAUAUAAAAUAUAUAUAUAUUUAUAUAUACACACACACAUAUUAAAAAAAUGUCCAUUGAUUUUUUUUUUAAAUCUGGUCUCUAGUUUUGCCAAAUUGGCGUGGACCCAUUCCUCCAAGUUCACGGACACUGCAGAAAAUUGAAUCAGAUGCAGGUGACUUAAAUAAAUGUUAUGAAUUUUUUUUUUGUCAAAUCGUGCAUUGAAUGUUUUGUGAUCCGUCGACAAGUUAUACUUUUAUAGAGACGAGAGCAAAUUUAAGACUAAAAAAAAAUGACUCUCUAGCAUUGGAUGAAAGGAAGGGUGACUAAUUAAGGAACAGAGUUUGCAAGAUUGUUAUCAACAUAAGUCACUUUACUGCACACAAAUGAAACCUCUUUAUUUUAAUUUUAACCAACUUUAAUUAUGUUUUAAAUGAUGUAUUUUGUUUGGGAUUCAAAGAAUUGUCGAGACGAGCUGUCCAAGUUUUCCUGCACGAAUCCAGUCUUCCACGGCGGCCAUUUCAGUCAUUGCGUCUUUGACUGCUGCACGACUGACGCCUGCCUACAGGGUCACUUCGGGAACGACUGGAGUAGGUUUGGCCUUGAACUUGUAACCGAUAGGAUCGACGAGUCGCUCUGGCAACGCGUCGCGUAGGGACUCUCUAAUAUUCAAUUCACCGAUCAGUGCGACUAAAAUCAAUACUUCAAUACGAAAGACAUAACAGCGGGGUGUUAGGACUUUUCCAUGAAUGUGCUAGGUUCUUAGCACAGAACUAAAAUGUAUAAAGGUGACUCUGGGUCUGUUACAGCGACCUUUCGAGAUUCAGCGAGGAUUUUAGACCCAUAUCUUGUAGCUCAUGGUGACAUUAUUUAAAAAAAAAAAGAUUCCUUAAGUGCUGCAUAGAAAAUAACUUGCUGAAAAGAACAAGUCGUUAAGGCUGAUUGCAAGUGUUCGCAUAAAGAUUUAAACAAAUUACUUACUUGCAAAGAUUACCAUCACUGCAUCAGUUGCUUACAUUGACUACAGCGUGUGGUCAGGCAAGCAAAACGGCGGACGGACUUCUUGUGUUAAACGACUACGUUAGCGCAAGAGAAGGUUACUUACGAGGCUCAAAGGAACCUAAAAUGCUUAGGUCGUGUAUAGAAAAAACUGCUGCUGAUUAUGUCGUUGGUCUUUCUUGUGAAAUACCAUGUAUUUUUCUGUGCAUUAUGCUUGACAUAGUAUCAGAUAGCUUGACAAUGUAAGGGAUAGCUUGACAAUGUAAGGGAUAGCUUGACAUAGUAAGGGGUAGCUUGACAAUGUAAGGGAUAGCUUGACAUAGUAAGGGAUAGCUUGACAAUGUAAGGGAUAGCUUGAUAUAGUAAGGGAUAGCUUUGCAAUGUAAGGGAUAGCUUGACAUAGUAAGAGAUAGAUUGACAAUGUAAGGGAUAGAUUGACAAUGUAAGGGAUAGUUUGACAUAGUAAGGGAUAUCUUUACAAUGAAAGGGAUAGCUUGACAUAGUAAUGGAUAGGUUGAAAAUUUAAGGGAUAGCUUGACAUAGUAAGCGAAAACUUGAAAUAGUAAGGGAUAGCUUGACAAUGUAAAGGAUAGCUUGAAAAUGUAAGGGUUAGUUUGAUAAAGUAAGGUAUAGCUUGGCAUUGUUAGGGAAAACUUGACAUAGUAAGGGAUAGCUUGACAAUGUGAGGGAUAGCUUGAAAAUGUAUGAGAUUGCUUGAUAAUGUAAAGGAUAGCUUGGCAAAGUAAGGGAAAGCUUGUCAUAGUAAGGGAUAGCUUGACAUAAUCAGUGAUAGCUUGACACAGUAAUGGAUAGUCAAUGAUAAUCAAAGUUUAAUAAUUAAAAUAUAUUUAAAUACGUUUGUAUAAAUUAAAAUUCAAAUAUUUUCAAAUUUUUAAAAAUGUUUCUUUCAAAUUCAGAUAACAUUCACCAUUUGACGACGUGGCUGCCAGUGACUAACAUUAACACAGAUACAGACACCACCAAUAGACCACACAUCACGCAAGCACCAACAACAGCUACCGUAUUAACACAAGCACCAGCUACAACUCAUGCACCUACAACCAGAACAACACAAGCACCCACAACCACCACUCGAGCACCAACAACUACCACACACGCCCCUGCAACCACAACCACCACGCAUGCACCAGCAUCUACAACCACCACACAAGCACCAACGACCACUACCACCACACACGCACCAACAACUACGACCACCACACAAGCCCCCACAACAACCCGGGCUACCACACAAGCACCAACAACAACAUCUACCACACAAGCACCGGCAACCACCACACAGGCACCUACAACAACAACUACAAAGGCUGCUACACAAGACCAUAUCGUUCUGACAUUUAGGCCGCAAAGCACUGUAGAAAGUCUCGUCUCUGUUCAUACACCGGUGCCGGCCGCUACAGCAGAGACAAUAGAAACCCACAAUGGUAAGUGAAUAAGGAUAAGAACUAGUUGAGAUAUGUUCAUCCGUUAACAGUGCGGGAUUGCGGGCUGUGGGGUGGUGCGGAGGGAGGGGGAGGGGGGAAACUGAAGAAAUGACACUUUUUUAAAGUUAAACCUUACUUGCCUUUUGUCAGUUACGAUAUGUUUGUUCAAUACGCAAUUUACUUCUGAUGGCUUUAAGAACCACCAAUCAACUGUGUAGCUCAAGAUUUUUUUUUUUUUAAUACACGGUAACAAAUUUAAAAGUCAGAAAUUUAUUUAAUCUAACUAUUUUUGUUUUUUUUGAAAGGGUUAAAACUGAAAAGAAAAAAAAAACAGGACGAAAUGAGUAGAAACAGGGAGUAGUGAAAGAAGGUUUACGUUAAAGCUUUAUAUGAAAAGGCAAGACAAUCAAUUGAGAACAUUUCGGCUAAAAGCCUUCUACAGUAUAUUAGCGAAAACGGCAAAUAUAUUGAAAGAAGGUCUAUAAAAAAUGAGUUUUUUCAAUUCGCGCAUUUUUAAGGUCAAAUGGCACGACCUUAACCUUCACUGGGCAUCCAAACGUCACUUCAAACAAAAGUUUGUUUUUUUCGAUUGCCCCUUUUUUGUAAUUUUUUUUAAGUGACAUUUUUAUCAAGAAUGAAAAAGUCCGUAUUUAUUGGGUUGAUACUUUAACGAGACACAGCUAUCUUAUUUAUUGGGUUGAUACUUUAACGAGACACAUGUAUCGUUUUAUUGAGUUGAUACUUUAACGAGACACAUGUAUCGUAUUUAUUGGGUUGAUACUUUAACGAGACACAUGUAUCGUAUUUAUUGGGUUGAUACUUUAACGAGACACAUAUAUCGAAUUUAUUGGGUUGAUACUUUAAAGAGACACAUGUAUCGUAUUUAUUGGGUUGAUACUUUAACGAGACACAUGUAUCGUAUUUAUUGGGUUGAUACUUUAACGAGACACAUGUAUCGUAUUUAUUGGGUUGAUAUAUUAACGAGACACAUGUAUCGUAUUUAUUGAGUUGAUACUUUAACGAGACACAUGUAUCGUAUUAAUUGGGUUGAUACUUUAACGAGACACAGAUAUCGUAUUUAUUGGGUUGAUACUUUAACGAGACACAUGUAUCGUAUUUAUUGAGUUGAUACUGUAACAAGACACAUGUAUCGUAUUUAUUGGGUUGAUACUUUAACGAGACACAUGUAUCGUAUUUAUUGGGUUGAUACUUUAACGAGAUUCAUGUAUCGUAUUUAUUGGGUUGAUACUUUAACGAGACACAUGUAUCGAAUUUAUUGGGUUGAUACUUUAACGAGACACAUGUAUCGUUUUAUUGAGUUGAUACUUUAACGAGACACAUGUAUCGUAUUUAUUGGGUUGAUACUUUAACGAGACACAGAUAUCGUAUUUAUUGGGUUGAUACUUUAACGAGACACAUGUAUCGUAUUUAUUGAGUUGAUACUGUAACAAGACACAUGUAUCGUAUUUAUUGGGUUGAUACUUUAACGAGACACAUGUAUCGUAUUUAUUGGGUUGAUACUUUAACGAGAUUCAUGUAUCGUAUUUAUUGGGUUGAUACUUUAACGAGACACAGAUAUCGUAUUUAUUGGGUUGAUACUUUAACGAGACACAGAUAUCGUAUUUAUUGGGUUGAUACUUUAACGAGACACAGGUAUCGUAUUUAUUGGGUUGAUACUUUAACGAGACACAGAUAUCGUAUUUAUUGGGUUGAUACUUUAACGAGACACAGAUAUCGUAUUUAUUGGGUUGAUACUUUAACGAGACACAGAUAUCGUAUUUAUUGGUUUGAUACUGUAACGAGACACAUGUAUCGUAUUUAUUGAGUUGAUACUUUAACGAGACACAUGUAUCGUAUUAAUUGGGUUGAUACUUUAACGAGACACAGAUAUCGUAUUUAUUGGGUUGAUACUUUAACGAGACACAUAUAUCGUAUUUAUUGGGUUGAUACUGUAACGAGACACAUGUAUCGUAUUUAUUGAGUUGAUACUUUAACGAGACACAUGUAUCGUAUUUAUUGAGUUGAUACUUUAACGAGACACAGAUAUCGUAUUUAUUGGGUUGAUACUGUAACGAGACACAUGUAUCGUAUUUAUUGAGUUGAUACUUUAACGAGACACAUGUAUCGUAUUUGUUGAGUUGAUACUUUAACGAGACACAUAUAUCGUAUUUAUUGGGUUGAUACUUUAACGAGACACAGAUAUCGUAUUUAUUGGGUUGAUACUGUAACGAGACACAUGUAUCGUAUUUAUUGAGUUGAUACUUUAACGAGACACAUGUAUCGUAUUUAUUGAGUUGUUACUUUAACGAGACACAUAUAUCGUAUUUAUUGGGUUGAUACUUUAACGAGACACAGAUAUCGUAUUUAUUGGGUUGAUACUUUAACGAGACACAGAUAUCGUAUUUAUUGGGUUGAUACUUUAACGAGACACAUAUAUCGUACUUAUUGAGUUGAUACUUUAACGAUACACAUAUAUCGUAUUUAUUGUUGUUACUUCUGCAACUUGACAAAAAUCUCGUAUUUAUUGUUGUUGAUGCUGCAAUUGGACACAGAUAUCCAGACAUUUCCCACAUGACACAAGUGCGAAAAAAGCUUUGAAUUCCAGACAUCUAACAUAGUUGAUAGUGGGUUUUUUUUUAAUAAAAGAAAAUAAAAAAUCCAUUUUAAGUCGAUAGAUCAGGAACAGAAAGUUAAUCCAUUAGUUGGUGUAACAUAGGUUCAUCUUUUCAGAAGUCUUGCUGGUCUCUACGUUGAAUUUUUUUUUUUCAGGCAAUAUACGUUUUUACACAUUCACUUUAUACGAGUUUAUCACAGUUCAGCAAGUUUCUCUAGUGAAGCUAAUUCUUAUUAAGGCCUUUAAACCAUAUGCAUAUAACUAGUUAUGGCUCGCCAAACAUUAUCGACAGCAAUGCGUGAACUUCCCAUCUAGUAAAGUCACUUGACAAAAUAUGAACUCAAGUAACGCACAUUUAAGAAUCCCAAUUUUGCUACACCCCUUCCCCAUGAUACGUCACUGCACAUUUUUUACAUCACGCCCAUGAACUGUAUUACUAUUCUGACGUCCCGACCACUUUUAAACCGAAUAUUUAUUACACCAAAUUUAAUUUGAGGCGACAUCAUUAUUCGAUAUGAAAAUAUUACGCACCAAAAGCAGUUGCGUUAUUUAAAACAAAACAUUUAGCGUAGUUAACCGAUAUUAUAUUUUGCGCUCUACGAGGACAUGGGAGCAGUCACACCUCAAGCAAAAGAUAUAAGAGGUUGUGCUUGCAUUUUUCUUUGACAGACGCCCCAGUUUUCUGCACAAUUUGCUCUGACGCGGAAUGCACAGCUUCUACCCACAUUCAAUUCUGCAUGCCAGGCUUCUGUAAAGUGACCAUCACUGAUGACCCUAGCGGGAAAAUGCUUCUGACGAAAAGGUGAAUAUAUAUCUUGUGAAAAAAAAGGUUUGAUAAUGUCAAAAACUGAAAUGCGUCUUCUGGGAUUUUGUGUGUCGAAUGCCGUGCUUUUUGAUGAUGCAGGUUGUUUCACUGAUACUCCCCUUCGUCUCAACGUCUCUCAAUAAAACUAUGUUCUCGGGUGAAUAAAGUCAAAGUCACAGAACCUGACCGUCAUCUUGAAGGCCCACAGCGUAGGGCCACUCGUUAAACCAGGAAUACGAUGCAGCAAUGAACUAGACCAGUGGUCGGCAAACUCAUCAGUCGAAAGAGACACAAAUCAGCAGCAGUAUUUAAAAAAAAAAAAAUUUAGAGCCACAUUUCUUUUCAAGAAUCUGUCAAGAACCUUACUUUUUCUGAGUCAAACCCGAUUUGUGGCGGGCUUUCCCGCUUUCAAGGUGCCGACCACUGGAAUUAACAAUAACAAAAUAAAAAUUAGAUGAUUUAAAAAAAAAUUCCCAUGAUUAGUGUUGAUUUUUUAUGCGACCAGUCAUUCUCGACAUUUUGAUAAUGAAUUCUUGAUAUUUUAAAUAUUGGGAUAAAGGAAUUUUGAUAUUUUAAGUAUUGGGGUAAUGGAUUAUUGAUAUUUUAAAUAAAGGGAUAAUGGAUUCUUGAUAUUUUAAAUAUAGGGAUAAUGGAUACUUGACAUUUUAAAUAUAUUGAUAAUGAAUUCUUGUCAUUUUAUAUAUGUUGAUAAUAUAUAAUAUAUCUCAACAAAUCUUAGAGUAAUUAUUUUAGAAUCGGUAUUUACUUUUCGCAUGUUAUUAAGUAUUAGGUAUUGCCCGUGGUUUUUAGAUUCCACAAAUUGGCAGAAGGGAAGGUACAUUUUGAAACCUCAAGAAAUAUUAGAAAAAAACUCCUGUUUGUUUUAUUUACAAAAAUAUAUUUAUUUUCACAUCUGGCUACUUUGGUGAAAACUUAUAUUGCAAAUGUUGUAAUCAUCUCCCGGUAGUUUUCUUGGCUUUUGCGUUUCCGUCUUACAGGCCUCAAUUUGUGUUGGGUUCCCAGAACUGAUGCACACAACGUGGAGUUGACCAUGAAUUAUAAGCAAAUAUGUGUUUAGAAAUUUACAAUAUAUACAAUUUUCGUAAAUACAACAGAACCUGCAAAUCAGUGUUCUUAAGAAUUCCAUUUAGAAAUAGAAAAUUUUAUUUAUCUGGUCUAUUUAACACUAAUUUGCGCUCCGUUUUGAGUAAUUUAUCGGGAAUACCAAUUGGAGCGCAUUUGAACUCAGAGCUAUAUAAUGACAUUAGCAUAUAUAUGUGUGUGUAUUAGAAUUGACUAAAUUGUAUUAUUUUUUCCCAGAUUGAGUAAUAGAUGUGUGGAUAGAAUAGAUGAUAGGGAUAAAUCUUCAUCUCAGACUUAACUAUGUAUGAACACAUUAUGAAGCCAUCUUAAACAUCUUUAUGAAAAUCAUCUCUACCGCUAACAUUGGCAAUCUUGUCUUUUUGUUUUUUUCCCCCCCAAAAAAGUUGUGCCACGAGAUCCGAGUGCCGCGCCCUCUGGUGGGAUCAAACAUCCCGCAACCCACAGUGUAUGAAUACGUUGUCCACCCUGACCGCGGCGACCCACAGCGACUUGACCUGUUCCUUCUGCUGCCAGAGCUCCUACUGCAGCGACAACUUGUCUGCCAGCAACCUCGUCCAAUUCAACUAGAGGACAACACCCAAGAUGAAACACGUCUCUCUCUGACUGCGGGAGGCUUUUGUUGGCGAUAUGAAAGAUUGUCAACAUCUAAUUAAAAAUUGAUUGU
Molecule: messenger RNA, 13548 nt
Organism: Lymnaea stagnalis (great pond snail)
Lineage: Eukaryota; Metazoa; Mollusca; Gastropoda; Lymnaeidae
Source: the annotation of a GenBank genome assembly